This is a messenger RNA of Dovyalis caffra, 1626 nucleotides long. Lineage: Eukaryota; Viridiplantae; Streptophyta; Magnoliopsida; Malpighiales; Salicaceae. The record is from the annotation of a GenBank genome assembly.
AUGUCAGCUUUAUCCAUGGCUGAUGAACCAGACCAAGAAUCCAAAAGGGUUCAACUUCAAUGUUACCCAAAAGACCCAGAAGCAUACAGAAUCUUGGAAGAGAUUGGUGGCGGUGCUAGUGCCAAAGUUCACAAAGCAUCAUGUGUCCACAGCCAGGGGAAGUCAAGUUUGGUUGCAAUCAAAAUAUUUGAUCUUGAACUUGAACAAUCUCCAGCCGAUUUAGAUAGUCCUCGACGUGAAAGAACGACCAUGUCACUUCAUUCACACCCUAACGUUCUUUCAUCCCAUUGUUCUUUCGUUGUCGAUCACUAUCUUUGGAUGGUUAUGCCUUACAUGGCUGGUGGUUCUCUCCAAUCCAUAGUCUCUUCUUGCUUCCCUGAAGGCCUACCAGAGCCAUGCAUUUCUAUAGUUCUCAAUGAAACCCUAAAAGGAUUGUAUUAUCUCCAUGAUCGAGGCCAUUUACACACAGAUAUCAAGGCAGGCAACAUUCUUGUAGACACAGAUAAUAGCAGCAUAAUUCUUGCAGAUUAUGGCAAAUCGGUCUCGAUUUACGACUCAAGUAACAUCGUGGGAUCAUCCUCAUCGUCUUCCUCAUCAAUAAUGAGGCUAACUGAUGUUGCAGGGAGCCCAUAUUGGAUUGCACCAGAGGUUAUACGUGACUCAGAUACAGGUUAUAGUUUCAAGGCUGAUAUAUGGUCUUUUGGUAUUGUGGCAUUGGAAUUAGCCCAUGGUCGACCUCCUGUCACUCACCUUCCUCCUUCAAAGACUUUGAUCAUGAAGAUAAGGAAGAGGUUUGGGUUCACUGAUUAUGAUGAUGAGAAGCACAAGAAAGAUUUCAAGAACAAGAACUACUCUAAAGAGUUUACAGAUAUGGUUGCUUCUUGUCUUAAUCAUGACCCUUCAAAGAGACCUUCUGUUGAUCAGCUUUCAGAGUAUUCUUUCUUCAAGAACUGUAAAGAAUUAGACUUUUUGUUCAAGGAGGUUUUUGAUGGGUUGCCUAAUGUUGAAGAAAGAUUCAAAGAAGCCAAGGCUUUACAUGAUGGGACGUGGUCAAGCCUGCAGAUUACUGCUGGUACUGAUAUUGAAGAAGAGGGUACUAACUCAGUGGGCCCAAGUGUGAAUUCUAUAAGGAUCGGUGGCUGGAAAUUUAAUGAGGAUGAAUUCGUCCUUGACCCAGUAUUCCAUACUGAGUCAGAAGAUGAUGAAGUUGUGAGGAUGGUUCGUUUUGGAGGUGAAACCUUUAUUCCGGACACGAAUAUUGAUUCGUCAGGUGGGUUAGGUGAAUUGGAGGGUUUAGUGGGAGAUCAUACUGGUGCAAACAUGAGUAGAAUACAAGGAAUUUGCUAUCGCUUUGAUCGAAAGAAAAUGUUAGAGGGUUUAGUGGCAUUAAAGAGGAGUACCGAGGAGCAGAAAAGGGCAGUAGUAAAUAUGAUAGUUCAGUUAGGAGGGGAGGCUGACAGAGAGGAACAAAUGGUGCAAAGGAUUGAGAAUCUGACGGAGGAGUUGGAAAUUGAGAAGGAAAAGAACCUUAAGUUGAAGAUUGAAUUGGAAACCAUCAAUACUGUGAUUUCUGGUGCAAACAAUGAUGCUUCUAUUGCUGGAAACAUUUUCGAUGAUAUUGACUGA